Molecule: messenger RNA, 2190 nt
Organism: Rhizoctonia solani
Lineage: Eukaryota; Fungi; Basidiomycota; Agaricomycetes; Cantharellales; Ceratobasidiaceae
Product: RNA recognition motif protein
Exons: 13
Coding region: 1-2190 (729 amino acids)
Molecular function (GO): nucleic acid binding
Source: RefSeq, a predicted model, not a curated record
AUGCCGCCACAUCCCUACUGGUCUCCCCCCGAGACGCACAUUCCUGCAUUACCUAUGUACUACUAUGACCCGGCAUUCUCCGGUCCCCCGUUCAUGUUCCCUGCCAGUAUCCCGCCAUCGUCUCCCCCUGGUUUGCCGCUGCAGUAUGCGCAGGAGCCAGCGCACAUUGCCAUCCACUCGCAGCUGCAUCCGCAAGCGCCUGCGUUUGUCCCGUCUGGCCUGACAGCCAAGGCGCUUCCACGUUUGUCGGUUCCGAACGGCUCCCCGUCUCCGUCCCCGGCUCCGCGCAUCGACCCUCUUGCCCAAGCGCUGCGACGUGCCAUGCCCAAGAUCCGCAACUCUCAUCGUCCAGCCCCAGGCGAGCGUCGCCCAUCGCCCGAAAGCAUGGAGGCGUCCAGCAUAAGCGACAAGUUCCUCUACGUCGAGGGUAUCCCUCGUGCCGCCUCCGGCGAUGAUCUCAAGACUACUUUGGAGUCCUUGGGCCAACUCCGUGGUAUCUUCGUACGGCUACAAGCAGAGCAUGGUGUGGUCAUUCUUGCAUUCUACGACAGCCGCCAUGCAUCUCAGGCACUUUCCAAAAUCCAAGAGAAUCCCCACAAGUACUUUGAAGCGCACACACUCUCCGCACGUAUUCCGUCGUACCCCGAACUGAAACAGAUUUUGAGCGAUUCCCCUGUCCUAGUCGACAGCGACUCACGUGUCUACGUUACCCUUGUUGGAAGGACCACACUUCUCGGCCCUCAAAUGCAGGGUCUACUGGCGACAUUCGGUGAUCUCAAGCUCUUCCGUGUCGUAGGAAUGCAUUACAAACGCUUUCACGCCGAGUUCUUUGAUUCGCGCGACAGUGCGCAGGCUAUUGUCACUCUCAAUAACCACAAACUUCACGGCGCUAUUGUACACCUCAGUGCCGACCCCCAUUCGAAUGUUGUAUCCAGCAGCCGCUCCAGCAACGCGGCCGAAGAUGUUGAGCUCGCGAACCUUCUCCAAGCUGCUGACCUCAAAGCACCCGAGGAUGAACACGCAUAUAUCGAAGGCGUUCCCUUCCCAUCCGAUGGGCGCGACGAUACUCCUACGACCCCGAGCAGUUCUGGAAUAUUCGAUCAUCGCGCUCGCUAUGGCCGACGCGCGUCUACUGGCUCCGCUUUCCCUUCAAGCUCUCCGCGCUCGGCUUCCUCGACCGACAACCUUCUAUCAGACGCUCACUCGCCAGGCGUCCCCUUCCCAACCUACCCAGACGACCACAGCCCGCAGGAGCCUUCCCAAGAGCCACGCCGCCGGCGCUCAGUUGCCCAUUCAUUUGACAGCGCCAGCGCCAGUGCAAGCUCCGCGACCUCGCUCUCGUUUAAACUUUUUGGAACCGGUACGAGCUUUGGUAAAGACUCGACCCCUCUGUUCUCGCUCCCGUCUGAUCGCACGGUCUCCACCGCCCCCUCCACUCCUGCCGGUCUCGGUCGUAAGAUGUCCCUGCCUCCGUUCCAGGCGCUUCCUCCGCCAUCGAAUAAUCAGUGGACGUCCGCCGCUGUCGAGAGAGACGAGGAAGACGAGCGGGUCGACGAUCUCGAUGGGUUUAUCCAAGUGCGUGGUAGCCACUCUUCGCGCUCGAGCAGUGGCCUAGGCGGCAGCGCUGCACAUAUGUGCCUUCCUGCAAGCGCUCGGGCCGUCCUCGACCUUCUUCGGGACCCUCCGCCGGAGAGAAACCGGGUCGACAUUGCACGGAUCGAAGCAGGGUUGGAUACUCGUACGACAAUCAUGUUGAAGAAUAUUCCCAAUAAAAUGAGCACCAAGAACUUGAUUGAUUUUAUUGAAGUUGUAACCCCGCGCGCUAUCGACUUUCUCUACCUUCGUUUUGACUUCCAAAAUGAAUGCAACGUCGGCUACGCCUUUGUCAACUUUAUCAACAUAUCCGACCUCUUAAAGUUUAUGAAAGCUAGACUAGGGCGUAAAUGGAACAUGUAUGCGUCCGAAAAGGUCCUUGGCGCGGGAUACGCAAACUAUCAAGGGAAAGAAGCCCUCAUUGAGAAAUUCAAAAACUCGUCUAUCAUGGACACGAGACCUGUAUGGCGCCCCAGGAUCUUCUAUUCAUCGGGCGAACACGUUGGGUUGCCUCAAUCUUUCCCUGGCAAUCGGGAGCAGUAUCCGCCGAACCCGUCGUUCUUUCGCUCACGGCCAGCCCAGUGGGUUGUACACUAA